CGAGUAUGCCAAAUUUAUUUCCUACCAAGAAUUUCUAAAGCAUUCAUCUAUCCCUAUCUCGGUAGUCGCUAAUUCAGGUAUUUCAAACACAUGUCUUGUUUCCUCAUCCUCGAAAUGGGUCAUUAACUGAGGUGCCACAGAUCAUAUGAAGAUCAUAUGACUGGUAAUCCUAGUCUAUUCUCAUCAUUUCAUUCGUAUUUACCUUAUUCUAGUGUCACUUUAGCUGAUGGAUCUACCUCACCCGUUCUUGGAUCUGGUACUGUUAUCCCAACUUCUACACUACCAUUAUCACCUAUUUUUAGUCUUUCUAAUUUUGCAUUUAAUUUGCUUUCCAUCAACAAAAUCACGCGUACUCUUAAUUGUUCUGUAACACUUUUUCCUGGAUAUUGUGUGUUUCAGGAUCCGUUAACGAAGAAGACUAUUGGUAAAGGACAUGAGUAAGCUGGUCUUUAUAUUUUGGAUACAUCAAUCACAAAAGAUGCAACGUGGUAGAACUUCUGUAGAUAUGGGUAACCUCGGCUGGAACCGAACCAAGGAGAUUGCGAGGAAUCAUCCUAGUUCACACAAAGGUAAAGGUAAAGGACGCGCCGGGUCUUCUUCUCAAACCCGAGAUAAUUUUGAAACGGACUAUCACCGGAGAGAUGCGGAUGCAAUGUCCGAUGAGCAACUACAACAACUAUUGUCCCAACAAGAUGGACGGUUUUACCAACAAUGUGACAUUCCCGAGGUUGAAGAUGAGCUUGAGGAUGACGAUGCGGAGGAGGAUCCCCCGACAGCCGAGGGCGAGGGUCACGGCACCCCAGAUGAUGAGGAAGAGGUUGAGGAUUUAACCUACACUAGUCUUUCACCCGUGCAUUGCACGAGAUAUCAAACUAAAAUAUCACUGGAACAUCAUUUAAUUUAUUCAAAUGUUGUCUAACAAUGUGCCUCAUGAGUAUGUGA
Molecule: messenger RNA, 942 nt
Organism: Cuscuta europaea
Lineage: Eukaryota; Viridiplantae; Streptophyta; Magnoliopsida; Solanales; Convolvulaceae
Source: the annotation of a GenBank genome assembly